Molecule: messenger RNA, 1830 nt
Organism: Limulus polyphemus (Atlantic horseshoe crab)
Lineage: Eukaryota; Metazoa; Arthropoda; Merostomata; Xiphosura; Limulidae
Exons: 9
Coding region: 241-1734 (497 amino acids)
Source: RefSeq, a predicted model, not a curated record
AUGAAAGAUAAGUGUAAUAGCAAUGUUUGAAGCAUGAUUUCGAGCUCACAGAUAUUCGUGGAAACUAUUACCGUAGUUGGAAAUGCUGUUAGACUGAUUCUUUGACAUCAAUUUCCUGGUUAUUCUUCCCUGCAAUUAUCAAACCUCGUAAAUGAUAUGAAUGAGGUAGUGAAAUAGGGCAUAUUCAUCUGAAGUAACUUUUUCAGAAAGGGUUAACAUGUAUAUCUAUCCUGAAACCUAAUGACGAUGGGAAGCUGUGUAUCGCAAUGUUUACAGUCAUCACUUCACCGUUACGCCACCAGCCAACACUCUGAAGCUUCACAGCUUAUCCCAGAUUAUUCCACUGGUAAAGUUCAGCCUGUCAGCGUCACAGCUGAAGAGAUAGAUGCCACUUUAGAAAUUCUUAAGGAGCAGAUUACAAAAAGUCAAGCUGUUCUGGCAUAUCUGUCCAGGAGAGAAACUCUACAAACAGAAUUACGUAGUCGAAGGAAGACUGCUUUAGAAAGGCUAGGAUUUUCCGAAGAAGGAGCAGGACCUCGCCAGUGUUGGAGUAAUUCCGAAAAUGCAGAAUUUGGUACCAGGCCUUCUGCUGUCUCUACCAACCUAGCGCCCAGAAAUUCACAUCACUUAGCUUUUUCGUGUCCAAUACUUCCUCAUGACUCUUCUCUUAGUGCAAAAUCCACUCAAACAGAAUCCUUAGCUUCAAGUUUUAAAGACAGUUUUCGGACUGAAAUGUCGCUGCCAAGCAAACCUUGGCAAAAGGAGAUUCAAACUGAUAUUCAAGCAGACAAAUCACAUCGAUAUCUUCAUGUUCCUACUUUAGAAUUUUCCCAAAGUUCAAUGAAAAAAGAAGGAAACAUUUCUCCUCUUUCACCAUUUUUUUACAGAAACCGCAGUUUCAGUUUCAUUUCCGCAAUUAAUGAAGGCAGUGCUUUAAUGGCAAACCCUGAAGAACUAGAGUGUUUAGUAAAAGCUCAGUCACUUACAGUAGAAGGCAACGAUGUCUUGUGGUUUCGACAUCCUAAACAGAGCAUUGGAACAUCAACUAAGGAUGCGAGUUACGACACCAGGUCUUGCUCUCCUCAUAAUUUGGAGAAAAGUGGUAAACAACCAGCAGAAAAUAUUGUCUGUUCACAACAGCCCCAGUGUGUGAAUAGCACCAGAGUUAUAAAAAACUCAAGAUCGAAUAUUUCAAAAUCCCAGACAAAACACAAUGAGAAAAAAAAUACUAGCAGUGAAAAUAUAAAAAACAUUCCCCCUCCAACGUCUACUGCUCCUAAGGAACACAGCGCUACCUUCUCACUGGUUUCUUCUUCAACUGGCAUAUGCCGAGCCCUAGUUCAUUGUGCUAGCUCCAAGAAAACCGAAGAAAAUAAGGAAGAAAACCAUGCUGACAAGAUAUUACCUCCUCCAUACAGAGAAGCUCCACGAACCUUAGGACAAGAUAUUUCCAAAUCUUCCUCUUCUCCUAGGGAUACUUCACCAGAUGGCAUAACCACUUAUGAUAUUCAGAGCAAUAUACCUUUAUCUCAACGAUCUAGAAGACGUUCACUCGAAAGACAGUGUUCAAUCCCAACUGACUUAGCAACUGCUUUUCCAAGACUUUUAAUGCUUGCGGCCGUAAGUGAGCAAAGUGAACAACUAUCGUCUUGCGAAGAAAGUGAUACUCAGGAAACUGGACCCGACGAAACUGGAUUUCCAAGUAACUCAACAAGCAAAACGGAGAAGAGGUAAGUUAUCUAUUCAUAUGUUAUCUUGUGAAGAGAGUGAUUCUCAGGAAACUGGACCCGACGAAACUGGAUUUCCAAGUAACUCAACAAGCAAAACGGA